Messenger RNA from Asparagus officinalis (garden asparagus), 1681 nucleotides. Its product is annotated as amino-acid permease BAT1 homolog. Lineage: Eukaryota; Viridiplantae; Streptophyta; Magnoliopsida; Asparagales; Asparagaceae. The transcript is spliced from 7 exons. Gene Ontology annotation, molecular function: transmembrane transporter activity. Gene Ontology annotation, cellular component: membrane. The record is from RefSeq and is a predicted model, not a curated record. The coding region runs from base 1 to 1497 and encodes 498 amino acids. Gene Ontology annotation, biological process: transmembrane transport.
AUGGAUUCAGGAGAGAAGCGCCUCAAUGAGCUCGGCUACAAGCAAGAGCUCAGAAGAGAAAUGUGUUCACAGGGAUUACGCCGUUGUACGGAUCGAGCUUGCUGUACGCAGGGCCAGCGAGCUUGGUUUGGGGUUGGGUUGUGGUCUCAUUCUUCGUUUGGUUUGUUGGGAUCUUCCAGGCGGAGAACUCUGUCCUCUUUCCCUACUACAGGUUCUCUGUACUUCUGGGCUGCUCAUUUGGCUGGUCCAGUCUGGGGUCCAUUUGCAUCAUGGUGCUGUGCUUGGCUCGAGACAAUUGGCCUUGUUGCUGGCAUUGGAACACAGGCUUAUGCAGGAUCACAAACUUUGCAAAGUAUCAUUUUAUUAUGCACCGGCACAAAUAAAGGUGGAGGAUACUUCGCUCCUCGUGGUGUAUUUCUAGCAAUGUACAUUGGACUCACACUCAUAUGGGCAUUCCUCAAUACAUUUGCAUUAGAAGUUAUUGCCUUCAUUGACAUAAUUUCUAUUUGGUGGCAGGUUAUCGGAGGCUUAAUUAUAGUUAUCACACUUCCGUUGGUAUCAUUAUCUACUCAACCUGCUUCAUUUGUGUUCUCUCAUUUUGAGACAGCACCAGAUUCAACCGGAAUUAGGAGCAGUGCAUAUGCAGCUAUUUUAUCAUUACUUGUUAGCCAAUAUUCUUUAUAUGGAUACGAUGCGGCAGCACAUCUAACAGAGGAAACAAGGGGUGCAGAUAAAAAUGGUCCAAUUGCUAUUCUUUCUAGUAUAGGGAUCAUCUCAAUAUUUGGAUGGGCUUAUAUUUUGGCGCUCACUUUCAGCAUUCAGAAUUUUGACUAUCUAUAUGAUGUUUCUAAUGAGACUGCUGGAGCUUUUGUACCAGCACAGAUAUUAUACGAUGCAUUUCAUGGGAGAUAUCAUAACUCUAGUGGGGCCAUUAUCUUGUUGUUCAUCAUCUGGGGUUCCUUCUUCUUUGGGGGCCUCUCAAUUACUACAAGUGCAGCCAGAGUGGUUUAUGCAUUAUCAAGGGAUCAAGGAAUUCCAUUCUCAUCCAUAUGGAAAAAAGUGCACCCAAAGCACAAGGUCCCUUCAAAUGCAGUGUGGCUUUGUGCAGGCCUGUGCAUUCUCCUUGGACUUCCUAUCCUCAAACUCGACGUUGUUUUCACUGCCAUCACUUCUGUAUGCACAAUUGGAUGGGUCGGUGGCUAUGCAGUUCCGAUCUUUGCUAGGAUGGUCAUGGCUGAAAAGAAUUUCAAGGCGGGCCCCUUUUAUCUUGGGAGAGCAAGAAGGCCGAUAUGCUUGGUGGCAUUUUUAUGGAUAUGUUACACUUGCUCGGUAUUUCUAUUGCCUACGUCUUAUCCUAUAAAAUGGGGUACCUUUAAUUAUGCGCCUGUUGCUUUGGGGGUCUGUAUGAGUCUGAUAAUGCUGUGGUGGAUUCUUGAUGCAAGGAAAUGGUUCAAAGGCCCAGUUAGAAACAUUGAUAGCCAGAAUGGAAAGGUCUAAUUUUAUAGAAGUUAUGUAACAUAGAUAUCACUAUAUGUUUAAGGUUUAUGAUGAAGUUAUAUGGUUCAAUUGUGUAUGUAUUGCUAGGAUUAUGAUCUUAGUGGAUAGUGACUCUUUUCAAUCUGAUUAAUAUACCAUUGAAAAUCGCAGAAUUCAUUUGUAUCUCAUCAUUUUUAUUGUUUGA